Molecule: messenger RNA, 1025 nt
Organism: Hyposmocoma kahamanoa
Lineage: Eukaryota; Metazoa; Arthropoda; Insecta; Lepidoptera; Cosmopterigidae
Gene: SoxB3
Product: transcription factor sox-2-like
Exons: 1
Coding region: 137-802 (221 amino acids)
Biological process (GO): cell differentiation; regulation of DNA-templated transcription; anatomical structure morphogenesis
Molecular function (GO): RNA polymerase II cis-regulatory region sequence-specific DNA binding; DNA-binding transcription factor activity, RNA polymerase II-specific
Source: RefSeq, a predicted model, not a curated record
AACAGUAUUUAGUGGCGAAAAGCAUAAAGAGUUAUUAGAAACAUUUUGAUGGAUUUGGAACAGUAAAUGUUCAUAUGAAGAAUUCCCAGAAAAGGAAACGUUUAUUUAGCUUUCUUAGCGUUAAAUUAAGUUUAAAAUGUCAUGUCAAAUGGAACCAACAACGCCAGUGAAGCAAAAUCAGAAAACAAGAAACAACAACCCGUAUCACAUAAAACGACCAAUGAACGCUUUCAUGGUGUGGUCACGGCUUCAACGUAAGAAGAUAUCAUUAAUGAACCCCAAACUACACAACUCUGAGAUAUCCAAGCGUCUAGGCUUGGAGUGGAAGAAUUUGGGCGAAACAGAAAAAAGACCUUUCAUCGACGAAGCCAAGCGUUUGAGAAUAAAACAUAUGCAGGAUUAUCCAGACUACAAAUACCGUCCUAGACGGAAGAAUAGAAUUGAUACACCGUUUUCUAAUCCAGCAAUAUAUACUACAAGAGAUGCUUUCGUGGAGAUAGAACCAAGAGUAGAUACCAAUUAUCAUAUGUCUUUGAAUUACCCUGACCAGUUAAUGUAUAAUAAUAUGAUCAGUUAUACAGUUCCUUCUAUGCCUCAGGCGACUUAUGUGCCAGUAUCCAGACCCAAGGAGGAACCUUUGCCAAGUCUAGAAUUGAGGCCGCUGCCGUCGAUUGAGAGUAUAUCCCCAAGGCCAUUCGCUGUGGUGAACCAACAGAUGAUGGUGAAGGCAUAUCAGGAUUUGCACUACGUUCCCAACGACAUGCCCAGGAUCUCGUACCACUACCCUUUUGGAGUUCAGUAAAUGGUAAUAACGCCUAAAGUGAGGUUUAUCAGUCACUAUUUAAGUUUUAUAAUGAUUUUGGCUUGUCGUUGAUUCUUUGUUUUUAGAUAUUUAUUUCACUUAUUUAACAUCAUAAUAUCUGUGACGGCCAUUAACACAUUUUUUUUUUCAAAUGGCGAUUAGAUUGCUAUGUUGCCAUAUUAUUGCACCGAUAACAUUUAUAAAGCUUGAAUACAAUUUAAAG